GUUUGUAUUUGUUGAUUGACUUGCGCUGUAGUUGUCCAUACAAGGACUCAAAUCGGCUAAUAGCAAAUGUUAUGGACUCGACUCGGUUCGGUUUACGUUCCUACCAAACCCGAACCGCAGGCUGUCUCACUCGGUUCUGCACUGCUUGUUAAUUCUAGCAAACAAAUGCGGCUUUCUUCCCCGCACCUACGCCUACGCCUCCGCUUCCGCUUCGUCGCCGCCGCCGCGUCAGUCCCCAACACCACCGCCAUGUCAUCUCGCCCCUUGUACCGAGGUGGACGCAAUCAGGGGCGCAGAGGCUUCUCCGACCGACCUGGCAGAGGCGGGAGGGGCGGGAGGGGCGAGCUGGUUACCGGAGACUCGCACUACCAAUCAGUUCGAGACGCGAACCUCGGCUUCCGCCAAGGAAACCUCUCCGAGCAAACCUCGUUUCAGCCUCAGCCCUUCAGUUUCAAUCCUAGACCUCCACCGCCACACUACCAUAACCACCAACAGUUUCGCCAACCGCCACCGCACAGCCAAUAUCAGACGCAACGCCCACUGUUCAAUCAAAAUUACGCGCCCCGGCCAUUCCGGCCCCGCCCACACAAGCCUUUGGAUUACCGGAGCUGGGAGCAUGCCAAAACGGCACCUCCUCCUAAUUCUGAGAGGUUUACUGUUCUUUCAUAUAAUAUAUUGGCUGACUACCUUGCCAGCAGCCAUCGGCCUAAGCUUUACUUUCACAUACCUCGCUAUAUGUUGGAUUGGGAGUGGAGAAAGAGGAGUUUAAUUUUUGAGCUUGGAUUAUGGUCAACAGAUAUAAUGUGUUUUCAGGAGGUUGAUAGAUUUCAGGACUUGGAGGAGGAGUUGAAGAUCAGGGGAUAUAAUGGCAUUUGGAAGAUGCGAACUGGCAAUGCAAUUGAUGGCUGUGCAAUCUUUUGGCGAAGUUCAAGGUUCAAAUUACUCUAUGAUGAAAGUAUUGAGUUCAAUAAGUUUGAUCUUCGGGAUAACGUUGCCCAGAUAUGUGUACUUGAGUUAUUGAACCAAAAUAAUGCUGCAAAUACAGCAUCUCCUCUGAGAAGCUCAACAGAUUCUUAUAAAGUUGUCAUAUGUAACAUUCAUGUGCUAUUUAAUCCAAAAAGAGGAGAGAUUAAGCUUGGCCAGGUUAGGAGGCUACUAGAUAGAGCUCAUGCUGUCUCACAGAUGUGGAAUAAUGCUCCAGUUGUUCUCUGUGGGGAUUUUAACUGCACCCCGAAGAGCCCAUUGUACAACUUUAUCUCAGAACAGAAGUUAGAUUUGUUGGGACUGGAUAGAGAUAAAGUAUCAGGACAAGCCUCUGCUGAAAGUCGUUCUUCAAGGCCUUUUAAUCCUAACCCAGGACCUGAGUUAGCUAGUUCAGUAAGGCAUCCACCAACAACAGAUGACAAGGAGGCUGCAACUGAGAGUAACGAUUCCUCCUUGCACGUAUUGGAAGCAAAUAAUAUAGAUAGAAAUGUGGAAAAUGAUCCUUCUGUGAAAAAUUUGUCUCAGCCUAACGAGACAGUGCUGGGUUCAUCUAGUUUGUCUUGCACCAUUCUUCCAUGUGGAAGUAAGGAUGCACAAGAUGAUGAAGAGACAAAAUUAACUCAGCAGGCUGCUCUAAAUUUUCCAGAGGCUGAAAAUGAAUCACCAUCUGUAGUACCAGUUGACAACUCCAGGGAAAAUUCAAGCAAUUUUAGUGAAGGUAGAUUUCCUUUAGAUCAGAUGAAUGAAAACUUGCAAAAAUUUUCUCCUCCAAGAGCUACUUGUUCUGAAGAUCUUCAUGCUGAUCUGAGUCAGGUGGGAGAGAGAGGAGAAAAUGCUGCUUCCCAUUCUAUCCAAGGGGCUUCAAGCACAAAUUCAAGGACAAAUAUUAGUACAGAAAAUCAAGCUGCAAACUUUGGUAACCUAGUGACUCAUGAUCAUUCUACAAGCAUCAGGACCAAUGAAGAGAGCAGUCAACAAACUUUUCACUCAGAAAUUCCAUCAAGUGGGUCAUUUUGCCAGACUCAGUCCCCUGAUUCUCUCAAAGUUUCUACUUCAGGAAUCUCAGCAAGUCAGACAUCUGAACUAAUUGUUAACAAUGAGAAAGGUAGCCCUACAAUCACAUAUCAAGUUGACUUCUCAAGUCUGUCUACUGGCAUUGAAGAGAAAGUGGAGAAAUUAUCUCUUGAAGGUGAAACCUUGGUGGAAAGCAUAAAUGAAGAUGAGAACACAUUUUUGGCUGCACUGCAUGGCAAGGAAUCAGAUUUAGAAAUUUCUAGUCCCCAGAACUGGCACCUAACUUCACCAAGUGAUGAAGUUCUGGAUGAUUUAUCACCUUUUGAAGAAAAAACUACUUACAAUCCAUCAUUAUGGACCCCAAUGGAUAUAGCAAAUGCAACAGGCAGUGAGGAUUGCACUUGUUUGGAGCACUCUCUACAGCUAAAAAGCACAUAUACAGAAGUAGAGGAUUGUUCGGAGACAAGAGACUCUAACAGGGAGCCCCUUGUGACCAGUUACCACAGAUGUUUCAUGGGCACACUAGAUUACAUAUGGCGGUCUAAAGGCCUCCAAACCGUAAAGGUGCUUGCUCCGAUGCCUAAAAAGGCUCUGGAGUGGACGCCCGGGUUCCCAACAAAGAAAUGGGGCAGUGAUCAUAUUGCCUUGGCUUCAGAAUUGGCAUUUGUAAAAGACGAGAUCAAUCAAGGUGCUGAAAGUUCCGUAGCUUGCUAGUUUUUUGUGCACUUGGAGUGUACACAGAAAUAGCUCCGAGAAUCCCUCUUUGCUCUCUCAACAUUUGGUUGUAAGUGGCAUAAUGUAUUCCAUAGAGAAUCAAACUAUCAUUUCUCAACUCCCUUUGCGGGUUGUCGGAUGUAUUUUCACUUAAAAGGAAAACUAAAUGUUUAUUGUUAGAAAUAAAUAGUAUAAGAGUUUAUUAUUUAAAUUGUAUUAAAUUGUAAAAUAAAGAUUUUUUUAAUAA
Rubroshorea leprosula is the source of this 2959-nucleotide messenger RNA. NCBI's taxonomy places the organism in Eukaryota, Viridiplantae, Streptophyta, Magnoliopsida, Malvales, Dipterocarpaceae. The record is from the annotation of a GenBank genome assembly.